This is a messenger RNA of Cokeromyces recurvatus, 1363 nucleotides long. Its product is annotated as inositol-pentakisphosphate 2-kinase. NCBI's taxonomy places the organism in Eukaryota, Fungi, Mucoromycota, Mucoromycetes, Mucorales, Mucoraceae. The coding region runs from base 93 to 1262 and encodes 389 amino acids. Gene Ontology annotation, cellular component: nucleus. The record is from RefSeq and is a predicted model, not a curated record. The transcript has 4 exons. Gene Ontology annotation, biological process: inositol phosphate biosynthetic process. Gene Ontology annotation, molecular function: ATP binding; inositol-1,3,4,5,6-pentakisphosphate 2-kinase activity.
CGCGCCCUUUUUUUAACGUGUCAUGAAUUCAAAAAAGUUUCAAAUUCUUAUUAUUUUAUGUUUUAAUUAUCAAGUUGUGGGAUUCAAUAGUAAUGACAUAUGCUAGCUUGCAAAAAGCAGAAAACGCAAGUUAUUGGGAAUAUGUCGGUGAAGGGAAUCAAAAUUUGGUUGUUAGAUAUAUUGGAAAUGAUUCUAUCUUUAAAAGGAAAGCUUUACGUAUAUUAAAAUGCGAUGAAUCCGAGAUCAAGAUCCCAACUAAGCAUGACAUUCUAUUUAAACAACAGUUCAUUGAAAGAAUAAUUAGAAAAUUAGUUGGUCAUGAAUACAUACUGUUGAUGCAACCUGUAAAUACUUCUUCCUCAUUCCUAUCUCAAUUGGCACAAAACAUUGAACAUGUAAGACCCAUUUCUCGAAGAAAAAAGAAAAUCAUUACAACUACAUGCAUUUCAUUUCUUAUGGAUGAUUUAACACAAUUAUGGCCUAACUCACCUUCACUUACGCUUGAAUUAAAGCCUAAAUGGGGAUUUAAACCUUCAUCUCCAUUCGCAAAUGAGAUAAAGAAAAAAUACUGUCGUUUUUGCAUGCAUUCUCAUCUACGUGGAGAUCUAUUAAAAGAAUAUUGCCCACUUGAUUUAUACUCAGGAGAUCCUGAACGAAUCAAAAAGGCAUUGACUAUUUUAUUCAUGAAUAUACCACAAACAAAGACACUUCGAAUUACAUUUGCUCAUAAAAUCAAUGAACAGCCGUCAAAAGUAAAAGACGUUUAUCAUUUGUUAUCUAAUGACGAUGGGCUGAUACAAGAAAUACUAGAACAUAUCCUUUUAGAGGAUCCAAUUCUAAGGAAACUAAAAAGAUUACAAUCAACUUUAGAUGAAUUAGAUAUCGAAGGCAUAUUACCACUUUAUAAUCAACUUGAUACCUCUUUAGAAACGCAAGAUAUUGAAAUUUGGGAAGAUGUCCUGGCAAAUUAUGAAGCAGAACAAAACGACCUUAGUGUUAAUAACAGAAAGCAAAAAAUCUACGAAUAUUUAUUAUCAAUGACAUUUAAGGAUUGCUCUAUCAUGAUCAAUAUUGCUCCAGCAGCAGUAGCCAAUAGUCACAAAAGUAUCAAAUGUAGACAUCUUUUGUUUCAAUAUGAUCUUAAAGUAGUUGAUACAGAUUUGAAAAAUAUAGACAAAAUACCUUAUUGGUAUACUUUAGAUCAAUCAAUAGUACAUAACACGUUAAAUACCAAAUUUAAGAAACAAGAAUGUCUAUCAUAAUAAUAAUGAUAAUAAUAAAACCUAAUAAUUGACCUUGUUUUUCUGUAUUAUGUUAAGCAUAACAUUUGUAAGUUUCACUAGAAUUGUAUGAUAUAUUCAAG